GUUUGUAUAAAACUGUGCUCACCACGACAUCAUUGUGUUAUAACAGUGAUAACACUCCACAUCGUCCACCCACAACAAGCGAGACAAACGUGUUUUUUAAGACAUAGCCUGAAUAUACCACAUUUCCCAACCCACAUUUGGCUAAAGAAAAACUUAGUCACUGCUAUUUUCACAGGCGAGUUCAAUCUACAGGCAUAUUUGGAUAAGCACUAAGCAGUUGCGAAAAUAUACAAUUAGAUCGAGGCGUACGUAAUUAAAAGUACUGGAGUCAUGUCGCUGACACCGAGACAAUGCGAGAUGAUCAAGAGCUCUUGGAAGGAAGCUUCACAAGGCGGGAAGCCUACCGAGUUUAGAGCACUGAGAUUUGUUAUGGAUUUCUACUCGCAUCUGUUCGAUCUUGCACCCUCUACCAAAUCUAUGUUCAAAGGGGGUAUGGCAAAUCAAGGGAAAGCUUUGGUCGGUAUGCUCGAUAUAGUUGUGAAUCAUAUAGACUCUUUGGCUACUAUAAAAGGUGAUGUGGAACUACUGGGACAGAGACACGCCAAGUAUGGUGUUACUUCAAAUAUGUAUGUUACAGCUGGCAGAGCUCUAGUCAUGGCCUUAGCUCCGCGUAUACCCGACGACGAGGAUAAACCUGAAUGUGCAAGCGCAUGGAUGGAUGCAUACUCUUUCUUGGCUUCGAUAAUGUGUAAUGCGGCUGGAGAUAAACUGGCUAUGACUUCGAUAAGGCGCACUAUCAACCCUGCAGACCUUCCCGAGAAGGACUUCAAAGAAAUAGUGAAAACAAAGAAAACGCUCAAGGCACAUCUCAGGAAGAAGCAAGGAUCAGAUAGUGUAACAUUUCUGGACUCAGAUAUUUCUCCUGAAGCGAAGAAAAAGAAAAGUAAUAUGUUCACGAGGAUGUUCAAACCAUCGUCCAAGGUUAAAUAGUUGUUUAGCAAUAUUCUGUAAGUAGCGCCAAUAAUUUUCUGUAAAUAUGCAGUACAUAUUCAAUAAAUCUCACUAGGUGCGAUUAGCACA
Messenger RNA from Sphaeroforma arctica JP610, 1020 nucleotides. RefSeq lists its product as hypothetical. The coding region runs from base 271 to 930 and encodes 219 amino acids. Gene Ontology annotation, biological process: cellular response to nitrosative stress; nitric oxide catabolic process. Lineage: Eukaryota; Ichthyosporea; Ichthyophonida. Gene Ontology annotation, cellular component: intracellular anatomical structure. The transcript has a single exon. Gene Ontology annotation, molecular function: heme binding; nitric oxide dioxygenase [NAD(P)H] activity; oxygen binding. The record is from RefSeq and is a predicted model, not a curated record.